AUGUCGAGCCUGCGCUCGGUUCUGCUCUCCCAGAGAGCCGUUUGCUCUCUGCCGCUUCAGCUUGAACGACAAUUUUCUCUCUUGCGGGUGGGCUCCGGCGUUCCGAGCACAACAGCCACUGCCAACAGCAGCAGAACACCUUCCGAGACCAGGAGGAGCUCCACAUUCGGCGGUGCGGACAACGGGAGUCUGACGGGGUCCAACGAGAUUUCUUCGGUCGGAGAUGUUCUGGCCAUAACCGGCUUUGAGAGGGGCGGGGGAGCGUUGGAUGGCGUUACCACAUCGUUGGAUGGUACAGCAACUUCAACGCUGACCGGAUACGCCCGGCCGGUACCGGCUUCGCCGUCAUACUUCUCGCGGCAGCCGAAUUUCAACGACAGUUUUUUGCGGCUGCAGACGUUGUUUCGAAAGUACGGACACCUUCCUCUGGUCCCGGCAGAACAGGUCGAACGAGUUGCUUGGAGGAGCCUGCGAGACUACCGGCACAACAGCGGCGAGGAGAUCAAGGCGCCACAAUACAACAAGUGCAUCGCCAUCGUCAAGCAUCUGAACAAGAUCCACCCGACCCUGAAGCCGGCCGGCUUGGCAGACGCGCUGAACGAGUUUAAGCGUGAGGUCAACCCGUUUGACAACGUGGCCAAGCAGCUCACGAUAGACCGCUUUGGCCGGGCUGUCGGCGUGGGCCGCCGUAAGACAUCGGUGGCGCGGGCGUGGGUGGUGGAGGGCACGGGCGAGAUGCAGGUCAACGGCAAGAGCCUAAGCGAGAUGUUUGGGCGUGUGCACGACCGCGAGAGCGCCACCUGGGCUCUGCGGGCGACAAACCGGAUGGACAAGUACAACGUCUGGGCGCUGGCAGAAGGCGGCGGCACCACUGGACAGGCCGAGGCACUCACCUUGGCAGUGGCCAAGGCUCUCGUAGCUCACGAGCCAGCGCUCAAGACGGCGCUCCGGAAAGCCGGCUGUAUCGCUCGCGACCCGAGAAUGGUGGAGCGGAAGAAGCACGGUCAUGUGAAGGCAAGAAAGAUGCCUGCCUGGGUCAAGAGAUAA
Messenger RNA from Grosmannia clavigera kw1407, 1047 nucleotides. RefSeq names its product 37S ribosomal protein s9. Gene Ontology annotation, cellular component: mitochondrial small ribosomal subunit; ribosome. Gene Ontology annotation, molecular function: RNA binding; structural constituent of ribosome. The coding region runs from base 1 to 1047 and encodes 348 amino acids. NCBI's taxonomy places the organism in Eukaryota, Fungi, Ascomycota, Sordariomycetes, Ophiostomatales, Ophiostomataceae. The record is from RefSeq and is a predicted model, not a curated record. The transcript has 2 exons. Gene Ontology annotation, biological process: translation.